This is a messenger RNA of Pelobates fuscus (common spadefoot toad), 2348 nucleotides long. RefSeq names its product DNA polymerase eta (gene POLH). Gene Ontology annotation, cellular component: replication fork; nucleus; site of double-strand break. The transcript has 11 exons. Bases 104 to 2098 code for a protein of 664 amino acids. Gene Ontology annotation, biological process: response to radiation; error-prone translesion synthesis. Gene Ontology annotation, molecular function: damaged DNA binding; DNA-directed DNA polymerase activity. NCBI's taxonomy places the organism in Eukaryota, Metazoa, Chordata, Amphibia, Anura, Pelobatidae. The record is from RefSeq and is a predicted model, not a curated record.
GACUGAGAGAGACAGAGACUGUCCCUGGGGAGGACGGACAGACUGAGAGCUCCAGGACCACAGACAUUGAGAGUUGCUAGCUUUGCAGUGACUACUGGCAGCCAUGGACGCAGGCCAGGAUCGUGUCAUAGCCCUGGUGGACAUGGACUGUUUUUAUGUGCAGGUAGAGCAAAGACUGAAUCCGGAGCUAAAGAAUAAACCAGUAGCUGUAGUGCAGUACAAAACCUGGAAAGGAGGCGGCAUUAUAGCUGUAAGCUAUGAAGCGCGAGCUUUUGGGGUAACCAGGAACAUGUUUGCUGACGAUGCCAAGAAGCUGUGUGCUGACCUUCAACUUGCCCGGGUCAGUGAAGCCCAUGGGAAAGCGGAUCUCACAAAGUAUCGGGAGGCGAGUGUAGAAGUGAUGGAGGUCAUGUCUCGCUUUGCAGUAGUAGAGCGUGCCAGUAUUGACGAGGCCUACAUUGAUUUGACGAACACUGCGAAGAAAAGACUUCAAGAGAUGGGAAUUGAAUCUCUAUCAGAGCAGCUUCUGCCAAGCACUCAUGUCCAGGGUUACCCUCAAUUCUGCACCGGAUCCAAAUGUACUGAGCUACCAAAAGAGGAGCAGCGACGGAGUGGUGUGGAGCAGUGGCUGGCAUCUAUUCCUGUGCCGGAUGAACGAAGCCCGGAGAUGCUGCUCACUGUGGGAGCUCUUAUUGUGGAGGAGAUGAGGGAAGCCGUGGAGAAAGAGACUGGCUUUCAAUGCUCUGCUGGAAUCUCGAAUAAUAAAGUACUGGCCAAGCUGGCCUGUGGUUUAAACAAACCCAACCGGCAAACCAUUUUACCCUUGGGCUCGGUGUCUGAACUUUUCAACCAACUGCCCAUUAGCAAAAUCCGAAACCUUGGAGGAAAGCUGGGCUCAUCCAUCAAGGAGAUCCUCGGUGUGGAGAACAUGGGUCAGCUCACCCAGUUCAGCAAGUCGCAUUUACAAAGUCAUUUUGGAGACAAAACCGGGUCAUGGCUCUAUUAUCUGUGCCGAGGGAUUGAGGAUGAGCCUGUUAAGCCAAGACAGUUACCAAAGUCUAUUGGAUGCAGCAAAACUUUUCCAGGGAAAACUGCGCUGUCAACGCGUGAGCAGGUCCAGUAUUGGCUGCUACAACUGUCCACCGAGUUGGAAGAGCGAUUACAAAAAGACAGAGAUAUGAACAGUAGAGUGGCCAAGCUUCUGACAGUGGGCAUCCAUCGGCAGGGAGACCCUCGUUACAGCAGUAUGUCUCGGUGCUGUGCCCUUACUCGUUAUGAUGCUCAGAAGAUCAGCAACGAUGCAUUUAUUCUUCUAAAGAGCUUCAACACUGCCGGGACACACCAAGAAGCAUGGUUUCCUCCACUAAUGAUGCUUCAGCUCUCAGCCAGCAAAUUUACUGGGGCCACCUCCUCUGCUGGUGGAAUUGUGUGUUUCUUUAAUAGAGAUGGGCCUAGCACUCAGAAAGAACUAGUUCCACCAAGCAGCCCCAAACCACCUCAAAAAUCUGAGCUGCCCGGUGCAGUUAGAACAUCCAAUGCCAUCCAGCUUCUGUUCCAACGGGCACUGGACAAAAAGAGAGUCAGCCAAGGGGAUCAGCUUCCUUCAGCCAGUGGGACAGAUCCUUGCGAUUCCCCCAUUAAACAAGAAAGACAUCAUGAAUACUUUCAGCAGUCACCUGUCCCUUACUGUGCUAGAUCUUCACCCAGAACACCUGCUAAUGGUGCAGACCUAGAGGGGGAUUAUAGUGAGCAGAUGGCCGGAUGUAAUUUGCAGCCAGUGAUAGUUGAAUCUGACCAGACUGAGGUAUUUCCAUCAUCUCACAGUAAGGAAGACUUAUUGAACUGUGAGAAAUGUGCCCUCCUCUUACCAGUGUGGGACAUCCCAGAGCACAUGGAUUAUCACUUUGCUCAGGAAUUGCAGAACUCCUUUUCAAACACAUCCAGCCCUGCACAAUCCAUCCCCUUGCCCAGCCUGGCACGUACACCCACAGGCCGUCCAAAGAAUAAACCCAAGCACCAGCUGGUGUCUAGUGCCAAGCGUCCUCGAAGUGAGGGAACCAGAACUCUAGACUCAUUCUUCAAAAAACUUGGUCCAUGAAAGCACAGAUCCUUCAGUAUAUUUAGUGGUUCUAUGAUGGUCUGCCUGCCCGAAUUUAGUCCUCCCAAUCCUGGUUGUAGCCUUUCACCCUUGUUUGGAAAAUCAGACAUUGACCAUUGAAAAUGUGACAUGUGUUGGCUGCUCACUUGUGUGAACACAAAUAAUCAUGCAAAAAAAUACCAAGGAUUUUUAUAAUGGAGACAUGAUUACUGCUUCUGAUAUACAUUAAAUAUUUGUAUGGUUGCCUUUA